Molecule: messenger RNA, 1116 nt
Organism: Fusarium keratoplasticum
Lineage: Eukaryota; Fungi; Ascomycota; Sordariomycetes; Hypocreales; Nectriaceae
Product: FMN hydroxy acid dehydrogenase domain-containing protein
Exons: 8
Coding region: 1-1116 (371 amino acids)
Molecular function (GO): FMN binding; oxidoreductase activity
Source: RefSeq, a predicted model, not a curated record
AUGGCGAACCGUGGUAGAAGUUACGAUGAGCAGGUCCAUUCCCUCAAGGACCUGCAGAGGCUUGGUUCAGAGAAGCUGGUCAGGUCAACGAGAGAAUACUACAAUGAGGGUGCCAUGGAUCUCAUCACACUCCACGAAAACGAAUCCGCAUAUGACCGCUACAGAAUCCGCCCCCGCGUCCUCCGGGACAUCUCCGUCAUCGACACCAGCGCCACAAUCUUUGGCACAAAGGUCAAGUUCCCGUUUGGCUUUUCACCAACUGCCAUGCAGCAGCUGGCGCAUCCCGACGGUGAAGAGGGAACCGCCAAAGCCACAGCAACAGUGGGUGUACCCAUGGGUCUGAGCAACUACUCCACCAUUGAGCUUGAAAAGGUGAUUUCCCAUGGAAAGGGGAAUCCGUAUGUGAUGCAGAUGAGUCUGCUUAAGAAUAAGGAUGCUAUGAUCAAGAUGAUUAAGCGAGCUGAGAAGGCUGGAUUCAAGGCCCUGCUGGUCACUCUCGAUGCUCCCUACCUCGGCCGACGAUUAAACGAGUUCCGCAACAAAUUUAGCCUUCCCCAGGGCAUGGAGUAUCCCAACCUCUUCCCUGGUGUCGAUGUCACCAAUCUCGAGGACGGCGACGAGUCGAUGGCAUACGACUGCGCUCUCGAGUGGCCUCAGUUGAUGCCCUUUUUCCGCAAGCACACCAAGAUGCAGAUCUGGGGCAAGGGCAUUUACACCGCCGAUGACGCCGAGCUAGCCAUCAAGCACGGCCUCGAUGGUAUCGUUGUCUCCAACCACGGCGGCCGCCAGCUUGACAGUGUGCCUGCAUCCCUUGAUGUUCUUCGAGAGGUUGUUCCGAUUGCCAAGGGCCAUAUUCCCAUCGCCGUUGACGGAGGCAUUCGUCGCGGUACCGACAUCUUCAAAGCUCUAGCAUUGGGAGCCGACUUUUGUCUUGCUGGACGACCGGCCAUCUGGGGCCUAGCUUACAACGGAGAAAAGGGUGUCGAACUCGCUCUCAACCUUCUCUACGACGAGUUCAAGACAUGCAUGGCGCUCGCUGGCUGCAAAAACGUCAACGAGAUCACAAAGGACUACAUUUCUCUGCUGCAGCCCGAUGGAAGGCUUUCCAAGCUGUAA